AUGUCAUCGGGCGGCAGUUUCACCGCGAUCCCCACGAUCGACCUCUCUUUCCCUGACGACCCCGCAUCUGAAGCCAAGCUGCUGGACCAACUUCACCACGCACUCGUCAACGUCGGGUUCCUUUACGUUGUGAACCACAGCGUGCCCGCAAAAAUCGUCACAGAUGUUGUCGAAGCUCUGCCAAAGUUAUUCGCGCUGCCAGCAGAAGCGAAAGAUGAGAUCGCGCUCAGGAACUCACCCCAUUUUCUGGGGUACAGCAGUGACGGUUCGGAGACCACGGCGGGGAAAGCCGAUCGCAGGGAGCAGGUCGAGUUCGCGACGGAGCUUGAGGAUGGAUGGAGUGCGGAUUUGCCUUUGAGAGAACGCUUGAGGGCCCAAAUCAGGUCAGAGCCGCGACCACGUCCAUAA
This is a messenger RNA of Colletotrichum spaethianum, 408 nucleotides long. Its product is annotated as putative 2-oxoglutarate-dependent dioxygenase. The coding region runs from base 1 to 408 and encodes 135 amino acids. The record is from RefSeq and is a predicted model, not a curated record. Lineage: Eukaryota; Fungi; Ascomycota; Sordariomycetes; Glomerellales; Glomerellaceae. The transcript has a single exon.